AUGUGGGACGCCCCGACGCCUUCUCGCGGCACGGGUACGGAGACUCCCGCGGGGACGUCGCAGUGGGCGGAAACGCCUGCGCGCGGGAAGUGGGACAUGGGGGAGAAGACGAUCGGCGACGUUCCGGGCGGAAAACGCUCGCGGUGGGACGAGACGCCUGCGAGCCGGAUGUUCGGGAGCGGCACGGCGACGCCGCUGGCGGGGAGCGGGAUGGCGACGCCGGUGAUCGGGCAGUCGGUGUGGCAGCAGGAGAUGGCGUGGCGCAACCGUCCGCUGAGCGACGAGGAGCUGGACUCGAUUCUGCCCGGAGGGUACCGGAUCGUGACUCCGCCGGAGAGCUAUAAGCCGAAGGUGCAGCGGAAUCAUAAUCUGAUGGCGACGCCGACGCCGAUGAGCACGCCGGGGUUCAAUCUGGAGAACACGCCGACGAGAGAGAUGUACGGAAUGAUCACGCCGGUGGUGCAGGACGUGCCCGUGUAUGCGCACGACGAGCAGCAGUUCGCCGAUCUGCUGCACGACGUGGACGAAUCCACGCUGACCAAAGAGCAGGCGCGCGACCGCAAGAUCAUGAUUCUCCUGCUGCGUAUCAAGAACGGCACGCCCCUCCAGCGCAAGGGAUCGCUGCGGCAAAUCACCGAGGGCGCGGUGUCCUUCGGCGCGGGCCCGCUCUUCAACCGAAUCAUCCCCUUGCUGAUGAGCACCGAGCUCGAAGCGCAGGAGCGCCACCUCCUCAUCAAAGUGCUGAACCGCAUCCUCUUCAAGCUGGACUCGCUCGUGCAGCCCUACGUCCACAAGAUCCUCGUCGUGGUCGAGCCCAUGCUCAUCGACGACGACAAAUUCGCGCGCGUCGAGGGCCGCGAAGUCAUCAGCAACCUCGCCAAGGCCGCAGGCCUCUCCUUCAUGAUCUCCACGCUCCGCAAGGACCUCGACAACGCCGACAGCAACGUCCGCACCGUCACCGCGCGCGCCUUCUCCGUCGUGGCCUCCGCGCUGGGCAUCCCGCCGCUCCUCCCCUUCCUCUGCGCCGUCUGCAAGAGCAAGAAGAGCUGGCUCGCGCGCCACACCGGCGUGCGGAUCGUCGCGCAGAUCGCGCAGCUGAUGGGCUGCGCCGUGCUGCCGCAGCUCGGCCACCUCGUGGACUGCAUCAAGAACGGGCUCAACGACGAGCAGCUGCGCGUGCGGAUCGUCACGGCGCGCGCGCUCGCGGAUCUGGCGGAGGCGUCGUACCCGUACGGCAUCGAGUCGUUCGACUGCGUGCUGAACCCGCUGUGGACGACCGUGAAGACGGCGCGCGGCGCGGCGCUGGAGGCGUAUCUGCGCGCGGUGGGGUACAUCAUUCCGCUGAUGGACGUGACGCGCGCGAGCCGGUACAUCGACGACGUGAUGUACAUCCUGGUGCACGAGCUGUCGUCGCCCGACGAGAACAUCCGCCGCACGGUGAUGCGCGUGGUGAAGCAGUGCGUGCAGUCGGACGGCAUUUCGAUCGACUACAUCCGCGACACCAUCGUGCCCGAGUUCUUCAAGCACAUGUGGAUCCGCCGCACCGUCGGGAAGCGCGAGACGCAGCGCAUUCUCGAGGAGACCACCAACGAGAUCGCGCAGCGCGUGGGCGCGGAGGAAGUGAUCCGCCGCCUGGUGCCGCUGAUGAAGGACAAGGAGGAGGUCUUCCGCAGCACGGUGCUCAACGCGAUCAAGAACGUCAUCUCGCUGAUGGGCGUGUCGGACCUGGACCUCAAGCUGGAGGAGCAGAUGAUGAACGGACUGCUCUUCGCGUUCCAGGAGCAGGGCGGCGAGAGCACCACCGCGGUGGUGAACUGCUACGGCACCGUGCUGAAGAUGCUCGGCGUGCGCGCCAAGCCGUACAUGAGCGGCAUCACCUCCACGAUCAAGUGGCGAAUCACCAACCGCAGCCCCACCAUCCGAAAGCAGUCGGCGGACCUGAUCGCGCGCAUCGCGCCGUCGUUGAAGACCUGCGGCGAGGAGGGCGAGCUGAAGAAGCUGGGCCUCGCGCUGUACGAAUAUCUCGGCGAAGAGUACCCGGACGUGCUGGCGUCCAUUCUCAACGCCCUCAAAUCCAUCGUGAACGUGAUGGGCAUGGAGGACAUGAACCCGCCCAUCCGCGAUCUGCUGCCUCGCCUCACGCCCAUUCUCCGCAACCGGAACGAGCUCGUUCAGGAGAACUGCGUGGACCUGGUGGGCCGCAUCGCGGAUCGCGGACCCGAGUUCGUGCCUCCGAAAGAAUGGUCUCGCAUCUGCUUCGACCUGCUGGACCUGCUCAACGCGAAGAAGAAGAGCAUUCGCCGCACGGCGGUGAACACGUUCGGAUACAUCGCGAAGGCGCUGGGUCCGCAGGACGUGAUGUACACGUUGCUCAACAACCUGAAGGUCCAAGAGCGGCAGAACCGACUCUGCACCUCCAUCGCCAUCGCCAUCGUCGCCGAGUCCUGCUCGCCGUUCACCGUCCUCCCCGCCCUCAUGAACGAAUACCGUCUCCCCGAGAUGAACGUGCAGAACGGCGUGCUGAAGGCCAUGUCGUUCAUGUUCGAGUACAUCGGCGAGACCGCCAGCAACUACAUCUACGCCUGCAUCCCCGUUCUCGAGGACGCCCUCAUGGACCGCGACCUCAUCCACCGCCAGCAAGCCUCCGCCGCGAUCUCCCAUCUCGCGGUCGGCGUGUACGGCGAGGGCUGUGAAGACGGAAUCCAGCACUUGCUGAACUAUGUUUUCCCGAAUAUCUUCGAAAUCUCGCCACAUUUGAACAAGGCCGUGCUCGCCGCCAUCGAGAGCUGCAGGCUCGCGCUGGGACCGCCCGUGCUGCUCAUGUACGUCCUGCAGGGACUCUUCCAUCCUGCACGGCGCGUGCGCGAGGUGUACUGGAAGAUCUACAAUAAUCUGUAUAUCUAUGGAGCAGAUGCGCUGACCAUGGCGUAUCCGCAGCUUGAAGACGACGGAGUCAAUACGUAUCACAGAGACUAUAUCGAGAUGUUCAUUUGGAGUGUUUGUUAA
This is a messenger RNA of Blastocystis hominis, 3006 nucleotides long. RefSeq lists its product as hypothetical. NCBI's taxonomy places the organism in Eukaryota, Bigyra, Opalinata, Blastocystidae. Gene Ontology annotation, molecular function: mRNA binding. Gene Ontology annotation, cellular component: catalytic step 2 spliceosome; U2-type prespliceosome; U2 snRNP. The transcript is spliced from 5 exons. The record is from RefSeq and is a predicted model, not a curated record. The coding region runs from base 1 to 3006 and encodes 1001 amino acids. Gene Ontology annotation, biological process: spliceosomal complex assembly.